AUGGCGGAGGAGGUCGCCCAAUUAAGGGACUUGGUCACUCAGCUGCAAGCGGAGAAUCAACACAUGCGUCAAGAGCGAGAGGCUCACCUGCCUUGGCCCAACACCCAGGGGCGGACUGGGGAAAAAAGUGGCCCGGGAGUUUCUGUCAGACCGGCCCACUCAAUACACGGCGCGCGGCCCACUAAGUACACGCCGCGUUGCCCACUCAAUGGAUCGCGCGUAUCGAACAGGCUGAUGGGCGUGGGCCGGUACAUAAUAGCGAUGGGCCGGAGGGUUUAUAUUUUGGGCCAUCGGCCCACCGGGGAUGUCCCCGGUAUUCCCGAUGGCCAGUCCGCCCCUGCCAACACCUCCUCAGCUCCUGGACUCUCUUCAGCUCCUACACGGACCAAGCGCUCUUCAUCUAUGAUCACCUGGAGGGAGAAGCAAGAGAAGAAAUUAAAUAUCGGUCCCCAGAAGAAAGGGCAGAUCCAGAUAAGAGAACUAAAGCAGUUUGUCCGGGGCCACCCUACCGCCACCUUGAUAGAGGUCCGUGCUGAGGCUAUUAGAUGGGAACAAGAAGGGAUGCCUGGGGGUGCAAGGGGCAGAAGCUAUUCUGUUCCCAGUGCAUUUGGUUACCAGCAAACUGUACAAGGUAAUCAGUCCAAGCACCAGGGGGCAGGUAACUCGUCCUUCAGUUCUGAGUUGAGUAAACUGAAGGAAAUCCUCCGUAACCAGCAAGAGCAACUGAUCCACCUCACGAAGGGCCUUACAGCCCUUAAGGAAGGCCCUAGAACUCAGUCAGGGCAUGGUACUGCUAGUGAAGCUCACUUUGCCAACUCACCUGAUAACCUUGUGGAGGAGGGGGUAGAAGUUACAGUCUCUUCACAGACUACCAGUUCAGUGCAGGAUAAGGUCGCUGCAGUUGAUUUAACAGCACUCACUCAGGACGAGCAGUGUCAAGUUAGGCUGCUACUGCAGAAAUACAGUGGUAUCUUUUCGGGAGAUUUAGGUUGUACUAACCUAAUUUCUCACGAUGUUCCACUACUAGAUGACGUGCCAGUGCGCCAGCGAUAUCGGCGUAUCCCACCUUCAGAGUAUGAGUCGGCAAAAGCCCACAUUCGCCAACUUCUGGAUGCACAGGUCAUCAGAGAAAGUAGCAGCCCCUUUGCCUCUCCCAUUGUGCUGGUGAAAAAGAAAGACGGCAGCCUUCGGUUGUGUGUGGACUACCGGCUUUUGAACAGCAAGACUCGCAAGGAUGCGUUCCCCUUGCCCCGUAUUGAAGAAUCCCUUGAUGCAUUAUCAGGGGCCCACUGGUUCUCCACAUUGGACCUGGCUGCUGGGUACCAUCAAGUACCUGUCACAGAGAGGGACAAGGCAAAGACGGCAUUCUGUACCCCUUUUGGGUUGUUUGAGUGGAACCGGAUGCCUUUUGGUUUGUGCAGCCCAAGCACUUUCCAAAGAUUGAUGGAGAGGAUCUUUGGGGACCAACAUGGUCAGUCAUUGUUGUUGUAUUUGGAUGAUGUUGUUGUUUUUUCUGCCACUGUGACAGAACAUAUUCAACGCAUGGAUGCCGUGUUGGGUCGCCUACAGCAAGAAGGACUGAAAGCCAAGUUGGAGAAGUGUUCCUUCUUCAGACGAGAGGUGAACUACCUAGGUCACAUCAUUUCUAGAGAAGGUGUAGCCACUGAUCCUGGCAAAAUCGAGGCUGUUGCAGGGUGGCCAAGACCUAACCAUGUGUCAGAGCUGCGCUCUUUUCUAGGAUUUGCCAGCUACUACAGACGUUUUGUGGAGGGGUUUGCAAAGCUGGCAGCCCCUUUACAUCGCCUAGUAGCUCAACUCACUGGCACCAAAGCCCGGAAACCAUUAGGUAGAAGCCUUCAUGCUGCAUGGACAGAGGAGUGUGAGCAAAGCUUCGAGGGGCUGAAGAAAAGGUUGGUGUCAACUCCAGUCCUGGCCUAUGCUAACUUUUCAUCACCCUUCAUCUUGGAGGUUGAUGCCAGCUACAACGGACUGGGUGCUGUACUGUCCCAAGAACAGCAGGGAAAGGUCAGACCUAUUGCCUACGCAAGCCGUGGUCUUAAGCCAACAGAACGCAACAUGACAAACUACAGCUCCAUGAAAUUGGAAUUUCUCGCCCUUAAAUGGGCUAUGACUGAAAAAUUCCGGGACUAUCUAUUGGGACAGAAGUGUGUGGUGUAUACAGACAAUAAUCCCCUCAGCCACCUGUCCACAGCCAAGCUUGGUGCUACCGAGCACCGUUGGGCUGCACAGUUGGCUUCCUUUGACUUUUCCAUCAAAUACAGGCCCGGUAAAAGCAACAAGAAUGCAGAUGCACUUUCCAGGCAACAUCCACCAAGCAUUCAAGCAUCGGAGUAUGUAGCUUCAGGCACAUCAGUCCCGGAAUUGCUACAACAGGUUGUUGUGGAGAAUCGAGUGACCCAGGCUUCUGUUUCAGCUUUCCCUUGCUACUCCCCCCCUGACUUGCAUGGCUUACAGGAAGCUGAUCCAGUAAUCCGAGAGUUCCUGACGUUUUGGACCAGAAAGAGGGCCCCGGAUGCAGCUGAGCGACGGCAGGCCUCCAAAGAAGUCCUGGUGCUGAUCAAACAGUGGGACCGGCUGGUGGAGCAAGGAGGGGUGCUCUAUCGCCGUGUCACCAUCCCUAGAGGAGAUGAAGUGCUCCAGUUAGUACUCCCUACAUCGCUCAAGACACAGGUACUUCAGCAAUUGCACAAUGAACAUGGGCACCAAGGUGUUGAGCGAACAACAGAGCUGGUCCGUCUGAGGUGCUAUUGGCCGGGGAUGCACCACGACAUCAAGCAAUGGUGUCGGGAAUGUGAACGCUGCCAGGUAUCCAAACACACUCAACCUACUGCCUGUGCUUAUAUGGGUCACUUGCUAGCUUCACGUCCAAAUCAGAUCCUGGCCAUCGAUUUCACCAUCCUGGAGCCUUCGAAGAAUGGGGCAGAGAACAUCCUGGUCAUGACCGAUGUCUUUUCGAAGUAUACACAAGCCAUCCCAACUCAUGACCAGCGAGCAUCCACAGUGGGCAGAGUAUUGGUUAAUGAGUGGUUCUGCAGGUUCGGUGUGCCUGGUCGCCUCCACUCUGACCAGGGCAGGAAUUUUGAAAGCAACCUCAUCCAGCAGCUCUGCCAGAUGUACGGCAUUGAGAAGAGCCGCACCACACCCUACCAUCCAGCUGGAAAUGGACAACCAGAGAGGAAGGAGAGUAGUGGAGACGGGCUUGAUCUGAGACACAUGGAAGUCUUCCACUCAUCCCCCUUCCGGAUGCGGACGAGGUGGUACGCAUUGCGCAGAUCCAAUUUGGAGAAAAUGGAGUUCCAUGUUCCCACUGUGUCUUUUCUGGGGUAUGUGAUAGCUAAGGGAGAGGUGCAGAUGGACCCAGCGAAGGUGACUGCUGUGUCGGAGUGGCCAGCUCCGUCCAACUUGAAGCAGCUGCAGCGAUUUCUGGGCUUUGCAAACUUCCACAGGAGGUUUAUCCGCAACUACAGCUGCAUUGCUGCCCCGCUCACUGCACUCACCUCAUCUCCGUUCCGCUGGACUCCCGAGGCAGAGACCGCCUUCGGUGAGCUCAAACGUCGCUUUGUCUCCGCCCCUGUCCUCAUUCAACUGGAUCCAGCCCUUCAAUUCAACGUGGAGGUGGAUGCCUCAGACACAGGGGUAGGUGCAGUUUUAUCUCAGCGCUCUUCUGCAGAUAACAAAUUGCAUCCCUGUGCUUUCUUCUCUCGAAGACUCUCCCCAGCAGAGAGGAAUUAUGAUGUAGGCAACAGGGAGCUUCUGGCAGCAAAGCUGGCAUUGGAGGAAUGGCGCCACUGGCUGGAGGGGGCAGCUCAACCCUUCAUCAUGUGGACAGAUCACAAGAACCUGUCCUUCAUCCAGUCAGCUAAGCGACUGAAUUCUCGUCAGGCAAGUUCACUGCAGAGGAGACCAGCUCCGAUCCUGUCGCCCACCCGCAUUAUUGCUGCUGUCACCUGGGAGAUUGAGUCGCUGGUCAGACAGGCUCAGGAACAACAACCAGACCCAGGUAACGGACCUCUCAACCGCCUGUUUGUCCCCGACUCCGUUCGUUCCCAGGUCCUCCAGUGGGCCCACUCUUCAAACCUUACCUGUCAUCCUGGUAUCCACCGGACACUCGCCUUCCUCCGCCAACAGUUCUGGUGGUCCACUAUGAAUUCCGACACACGGUCAUUUGUUUCUGCCUCUCCUAUAUGUGCCCAAAACAAGUCUUCCUCACGACCCCCGUCUGGAUUCCUUCGACCUCUGCCAAUCCCCAGCCGCCCUUGGUCCCAUAUUGCCGUGGACUUUGUAACCGGUCUCCCCCUGUCUGCAGAUAUUGUGUCAGACAGAGGCCCUCAAUUCACCUCCCAAGUCUGGAAGGCUUUCUGCACUGCCUUAGGAGCCACCACCAGCCUCUCAUCUGGAUACCAUCCCCAGACCAAUGGCCAAACGGAGCGGGCCAAUCAGGAGAUGGAGGACAUGAAUGCAGCCUUUGUCAACAAUCUCUUUAAUCAGCUUCAGCCUCAACAGUUCCUGAAAUCAUCUGCCAGAACACAAACAGCCUCUGAAAACCAGAUGAAGUACCUUCCUCCACCCUCCACCUCCAACCUACAACCUCCACCAUCCGCCUACAACCUCCAACCUCCACCCUCCACCUCCACAACCUACAACCUCCAACCUCCACCAUCCGCCUACAACCUCCACCUCCACCAUCCACCUACAACCUCCACCAUCCGCCUACAACCUACAACCUCCAACCUCCACCAUCCACCUAUAACCUCCAACCUCCACCAUCCGCCUACAACCUACAACCUACAACCUCCACCAUCCGCCUACAACCUCCAACCUCCACCAUCCAACCAUAUCAUUAUUUUAACUCUAGUAUAG
Anoplopoma fimbria (sablefish) is the source of this 4881-nucleotide messenger RNA. RefSeq lists its product as uncharacterized. Lineage: Eukaryota; Metazoa; Chordata; Actinopteri; Perciformes; Anoplopomatidae. Gene Ontology annotation, molecular function: nucleic acid binding. The record is from RefSeq and is a predicted model, not a curated record. Gene Ontology annotation, biological process: DNA integration.